Messenger RNA from Rhipicephalus microplus (southern cattle tick), 1719 nucleotides. Its product is annotated as cytochrome P450 3A8. The record is from RefSeq and is a predicted model, not a curated record. Gene Ontology annotation, molecular function: iron ion binding; heme binding; oxidoreductase activity, acting on paired donors, with incorporation or reduction of molecular oxygen. Lineage: Eukaryota; Metazoa; Arthropoda; Arachnida; Ixodida; Ixodidae.
AUGUGGAAGUUUUCGCUGCGAAGUUACGAAGCUAUCAGCUGGACGGCCGUAGCGAUUACCUUCGUCUACGUACUGAUCAGGCUGAUCAGGUCCCGCCAAAAGACGUUCAGUUACUUCAAGGAAAUCGGGAUACCAGGUCCAGAACCAAGCCUCAUAUGGGGGAAUCUGGUCGAGUACCACAAGAAGGUAAAGCAUCCGCUCGCCUUCUUUGGAGCGCUCACUACACACUUGCUAGAGCACGUUUUCGCAUCUGAUAUCGUGCAGGGCUUCGUGCACUCCGUCACAGAGUGGGGCGCCAAGUAUGGGGACGUGUUCGGCUUUUACAAUGGCGAUCUUCCCAUGUUGGUUGUCAAGGACUUGGACUUUUUAACUUACAUAUUCGUGAAGAACUUCAAGAACUUCACUGACAGAGGUAUGCUCAUGCGAACAGACCAAGAGCAUACUGUUCUGAGAAACAGCAUCAUAAACGCCAAAGGGGCACAAUGGAAAAGAACGCGAGGCUGCAUAUCACAAGCGUUCACUUCUAGCAAGCUGAAGCAAGUGAUGCCACAUCUCACAGAAUCGACCGAUUUGUUCUUAGAAACGUUGGGCGACUUGGCAGACGCUAGACGAGAGUUGGCGAUCCACGAACCUCUUCAAGGUCUAGCCAUGGACUUCAUUGGUCGAGCAGCUUUCGGACUCGACUGUUGCUUUCAGCGGAACCCUUGGCACCCAUUCAUGCAGGCAGCACGCGAGGUCAUACACGGCGUUCAGACUGGACCCUUUCAUAUGAUCGCCCAUUGCACAAGUACGCUGCCAGCUAUUGCAUCUACAAUUCUCUGGUUGAACGAAAAAUUGGGCUCGUUCACCUUUAGCACCUUCGGCGAGGAGACCAAAAAGAUCGUUGAAAUGAGACUACGCAACCCCGAGGCAAGAAGGCCAGACCUGCUGCAGAUCAUGCUAGAUGCAAGUGAUAAAGAAGGCCGCCAGCACAAUGAGGACUCGAAGAACAGAACGAGUAUGACACUUCAGGAGGUUGAACUCAACACCACUGUUAAUCUGAUUGGCGGUUUCGAGACGACUUCAGCGGCUAUGGCUUACGUGUUCUACGUUCUGGCCAAGUACCAAGAUGUACAAGAAAAGGUUAGAGCGGACGUCGCUUCUGCAGUCCAAGAAUAUGGGAAGAUUAAUUACGACGCCAUCACGUCCCGAAUGAAGUACUUAAGGAGCGUUCUUGAUGAAACAUUAAGGAUCUACCCACCAGGCACAGCGUUUACCACAAGACGUGCCAUCAACGACUUUGAAUACAACGGCGUUAAGUACAAGGCCGGUACUUCGAUCAUGGCUCCGACUUUCAACAUUCACAUGGACCCCCGCUACUGGCCCGAACCCAACAAGUUUGAUCCCGAGAGGUUUUUCGACGAAAACGUAGCGUCGAGAGCGUGCAUCGCCUACCAACCUUUUGGUGCUGGACCAAGAAACUGCGUCGGAGAGCGCAUGGCGAUUUUAGCGAUUACGUACACAGUGGCGAGAGUGGUACAGAAGUACAGGUUGACCCUAGGAGAGUCUCAGAAGCAAGAUCGCUUAGGAGACAGCCCCCGCCUCGGCAAACGCACUCUUGAAAAGCGCGACAUCUACGCAUUUUCAAGCAUUGUCUCCGGAUGCUACGUUGUCGCGGGUGCGAGUGCCAGCAAUGCUCGUCAAGAAGUGUCUAAUGUCAGCGCCUCCGUCAACAGCUAA